GUCGAGGAGACGAGUUGCUUUGUUUUAACGGUCAGGGAUGAAUGCAGAGGAAUAAAAGUGAAUGGAAUCUCGUCUAUGCACUUGUUAUUAACACGAAUACUCACUUCUCAUAGUAGUCGGGUUGGAAUCUAUUGUAAACGUGUGAGUAUUGUUCUGGUGGUGAGGCUGGUGUUGAACCGAGAAGUAGGAUCUGUCUGACCGGGUCCUGAUGCUCGGUAUGUCCCGUGUUACAGACCCGUUAAUGAGAACGCGUCAGGAUAGAAUGAAAGAAGUAAACUUAAAGAACAAAGAGAAGGAGCGAAUGAAGGAGCGGGAGAAAGAAGCCAGAGAGAGGGAGGCUCGUCUCAGCAAUGGCCACUUCUUCACCUCGCUCACCGUGUCAGCGACGACCCUCUGCUCAGCCUGCAACAAGAGCAUCACAGCCAAGGAGGCUCUCAGCUGUCCUACCUGCAAUGUCACCAUCCACAACCGCUGCAGAGACACACUGGCCAACUGUGCUAAAAUGAAGCAGAAGCAACAGAAGUUAGCGCUGGUGAGGAACAGUUCAGCUCUACCUAAUGUGGCACUACGCACCAAAACUCCCAUUAUUAAGGAAAGACCGAAUUCGGCCAUCUACCCCUCUGACAGUCUCCGCCAGUCUUUCCUGGGCUCUCGGCGAGGACGUUCCACCCUCUCCCUAAGCAAGAGCGCCUCCAUCAAUAACAUUGCAGGAAAUCUGAACGACGACUCUCCUCUGGGCCUGAGGAGGAUUCUGUCUCAGUCCACAGACUCGCUGAACUUCAGGAACAGGGCCAUGUCCAUGGAGUCUCUGAACGAUGACGGAGAGGUGUAUUAUGCGUCCAUGCUGGAGGAGCUGGAGAGAGAGGGAAAGGACUUCCAGGCAGACUCGUGGAGUUUGGCGGUGGACGCCUCCUACCUGCAGACUCACCGCAAAGACGUCAUCAAGAGGCAAGAUGUUAUCUACGAGCUGAUUCAGACCGAACUUCACCACGUAAGGACGCUGCGCAUCAUGGAGGGUGUCUUCCGACGGGGUAUGCUGGAGGAGGUGAUGCUAGAGCCGGGUGUAGCGCACGCCGUCUUCCCCUGCCUCGACCAACUGGUGUCACUGCACUCGCGAUUCGUCAGUCAGCUGCUGAGCCGCAAGAACCACAGCCUGGCACCGGGUAGCGCCACCAAUUUCACCAUCCACCAGCUUGGAGACCUGCUGGUAGAACAGUUUUCAGGUCAGCACUCUGACGAGAUGCGCAAGUGCUACGCAGAGUUCUGCAGCCGACACCUAAAGGCCGUGAAGCUCUACAAGGAGCUGAUCGCACGCGACAAGAGGUUCCAAAACUUCAUCCGGCGAGUGAGCAGAGGCCCCCUCCUCCGCCGCCACGGAGUCCAGGAAUGUAUCCUACUGGUCACACAGCGCAUUACCAAAUACCCAGUGUUGAUCCAGCGCAUACUGGACAAUACGAAAGGUAGCGAGAUCGAGGCGGAGUCUCUGAGCCAGGCGCUGCUUCUGAUCCGUGAGCUUUUGAGCUCGGUCGACCAGCAGGUUCAGGAGCUGGAGCUCACGCAGAAGCUCCAGGAGAUCCGGUCCCGUCUGGACCCGCGCACCGAGACUGAAGUGAGGGGCGGAGGAGCGUUCCGUGGUGGAGAGCUGCUCCGCAGGAGACUCAUCCAUGAGGGAACGCUGCUCUUGAAAACCGCUCAGGCUUCCAGGCUGAAAGACGUGCAGGUCUUGCUGAUGACGGACAUCCUGGUGUUGUUGCAGGAAAAAGAUCAGAGAUAUUUUUUCCCCUGUCUGGACAAGCCUUCCGUUCUGUCACUGCAAAACCUGAUCGUGAGAGUUAUAGCCAACCAGGAGCGAGGGAUGUUCCUCAUCAGUGACUCCACCCCUCCGGAGAUGUACGAGCUCCACGCUGCCUCCAAAGAGGACAGAAACAACUGGAUGAAAAUCAUUCAGCAGGCAGUGAGCAGAUGUCCAUCCAGGGAAGACUUUCCACUGAUUGAGACAGAGGACAAAGCUCUUCUACGUCGUCUCAGAGCCGACAUUCAGCAGAAGGACCGAGAAGUUUUGGAGCUGCUACAGGAGCGUGUGACUCUGUUCUCAGACCUGGCAGAGGUCACAGGUGGUCAAGAGGUGAUGCUGCCCACCAGCUCCAGAAAUGUGUUCAGAGCAGACACGCCACAUGCGCCCCAGGCUGAGAAAUUACUAAACAAUGCAAUCUGUGAAGUGGAUCGAUUGAGCGAACUGCUUCUGGGUUCCAACUUCGAGCUUCCUCGCUCCUGCACUUCCAACGGUGACCAGAACCACACGGCGGCGCCAGUGAGCAAUGGAGAGACGGUUUCAGUCAACGGAAGUCAUGAUGGGAACGAUACAUCGAGUAAAGACAAAAAUGGUAACCAGCUGCAGGACAGAGCACCCAAUGAGGACGUUUGCCAAAGGCUGGUGAACCUCAGCACACAUCUCCACGCACUACAGGCUGCUGUCAUCAGACAGGACUCCAUCCUAGAGCUGUGCAUGCACGACGGCUCCACCUCCUGCUCGACUCCAUCCACAACCUCCCCGAGUCCCCUAGGUUCGGCUCCCCUCCGCCUGAGCCGCUCCCUCUCACGCGACGCCCUGUUGGAGGGCGUGAUUCCCGGUGUCGGUGCGGAUCAGGCCCUGCUGCAGCGCCACUACUCCAUAAUGCACGAAGAGCUGGUCCGUCUGCGCCCGCUCGAGGCCCGGCUGAGGGAAAGCGAGCGGGCGCGAGCGCAGCUGGAGGCACAGCUGAGAGAGCUGCAGAGCGCACACAGACGAGACAGCACAGACUCCAUCACACUGCAGAGGAGAGGAAGCGACGGCAGUCACGCGUCUCUCGCCCCGCUGGCCUGCCAGGAAGCUGACCAGUUAGACGGCGUUCAGGAGGCAAGUGAGGAGGAGGAUUCUGAAGAGGAGGAAGAGGUUCGAAUUUCCCCUCGGUCAGACAGUCCCAGAGAUCUACAGGACAUCCCAGAAGAGAGCGAGUGUGUGAACGAGGCUCCAGACGGCGACUCCCCGAACAGUUAACGCUGGUGCAGACUCUGGUUUCUGUACACGUCGCUACGUACCGCUUCUGCUCCCCAGCUCUAAAGCUUGUAUGUUAAUGAGAAGCUGUGCUGUACUUACGGACUGAACUACUCAACCGCAUUCGAGAUACCUGAAAAACCUUAAAAACCUUGCUUCAGUUCAAGCAGGGCGGAGAAGAUCCGAAGGACAUUUGAUGUUUGUAUUUGUGGAAUUUAAGCCGUCGAAGCAGUUUGUAAAAUCUCCUAUCAUGAAGCGUCGCCUCCGACCGCCUUUCUUUUUAUAUUUUCCGAUAUUUAGCGCGAACGGCUGACUGAAACGGAAGGAAGAUGAAAUGUUAAAAAUAUAAGAAGGAUGUAAAUAAAUGAGUCAUUUCGGCUGCUCCUGUUAGGGGUCGUCAGAGCGGACGAUACGUCCACGUAUUUCACUUGGUGCGGUUUUUACUCCGGACGCCCUUCCUGAUGCAGCACUAAGGGUGCACUGAUAUGUGCCCCCCAGAACGGCUAGGUCUAUGUAAUGCCAUGCACCUACUGUACUUGUGAGCCCAGCCUGGGAUGCAGUCCUCCAGAACUCGGGCACUGCUGUAUUUAGCGCUGUGGCUCUGCUAUUAAAUAUAAAAGGAUGUAAUAAAUGGAUAUGAAUUCAUGUACUGUAUUUUGAUGUCAGAGCCCAGACUGAGUUUGACAAGGUCGUAAAACACUUGAAACACAAUGACCAUGAAGACAGGGACUUAAUGAAGUACCAGCCACAGAAGAAAAGCCUCUAAUUGCAAGAGAAAAAGACCAAAGUUUUUAGCCAGUGUGUAAUCUAUUACAUGAUAUCUAUAGACUAGAUGAAAUGUGUAGAACUUUGGUAAAUGUUGCAUGAAGGACAUAGGGAAUCGUUCCGUUCCGUCCCCCCCCCCCCCCCCCCCCCCCCCAGACACCGUAUUGGCGUAAUCCAUCUGCUCAGUGUCGUUCUCUUCAUUCUGCCUCACAGUUACAAACUAGACAGACUAGAUUAAAAGGUCAAUAUAGGGUUUUGUUCUGUACUAUGUAUAUUAUGUAUUUGUAUAAAUAUUUGAAGGAUUUGACAAAAAGAAAAAGAAUGCUCUUUUACAUGUACACCUUGUAUCUUUUUUUAACUUUUAUGUUGUAACUUUAUUUUUUUUAUUUUUUUUAAUUAUUACUUGAACGUACCGCUUGUUUUGAUUGUGCUGGUCAAAUAUAGCCAACUGUAGGAAA
Trichomycterus rosablanca is the source of this 4257-nucleotide messenger RNA. RefSeq names its product rho/rac guanine nucleotide exchange factor (GEF) 2 (gene arhgef2b). Gene Ontology annotation, molecular function: guanyl-nucleotide exchange factor activity; microtubule binding. Gene Ontology annotation, biological process: actin filament organization; cell morphogenesis; positive regulation of neuron differentiation. The record is from RefSeq and is a predicted model, not a curated record. Bases 209 to 3037 code for a protein of 942 amino acids. The transcript is spliced from 22 exons. Lineage: Eukaryota; Metazoa; Chordata; Actinopteri; Siluriformes; Trichomycteridae. Gene Ontology annotation, cellular component: cytoskeleton; ruffle membrane.